Messenger RNA from Aspergillus tanneri, 1005 nucleotides. RefSeq names its product 4-hydroxybenzoate octaprenyltransferase. The transcript has 3 exons. The coding region runs from base 1 to 1005 and encodes 334 amino acids. Gene Ontology annotation, cellular component: membrane. NCBI's taxonomy places the organism in Eukaryota, Fungi, Ascomycota, Eurotiomycetes, Eurotiales, Aspergillaceae. Gene Ontology annotation, molecular function: transferase activity, transferring alkyl or aryl (other than methyl) groups. The record is from RefSeq and is a predicted model, not a curated record.
AUGACGAUCCCCAACAAAAAUGACCAGUUCCCUCGGAGAAGCACAUCUCAUGUGCUGAGGGAUCUUCUCCGUCUUUCUCGCUUCGACAGAUAUAAUCCCUUGUUUGCGACCUUUGCAGGAGUCUGGUCUACGUUACUCGCCGGGGCGGAAAAGCUUGCUGAUGAUCGUACUUCUACGUCUUACGUCUUUAUCUCCCGUCAAACCUUCUUGUGUUUCCUUGCCUCAUACAUCUUUUGUGGGGCGGGCAUGGUAUGGAAUGACUGGAUUGAUCGUGAUAUUGAUGCCAACGUCGCCCGAACCAAAGACCGGCCCCUAGCGGCAGGCAGGCUUAAGACCGGGGAGGCAAUGCUAUGGAUGAUGGUCCAAGUCGCCGUUUCUUGGGGGAUUCUACAAAUUAUGCUCAGCGGCAAGGACGUGUGGAGUGUUCUCCUCCCCGCCGCGGUAGCCUCGAUAUUAUAUCCCUAUGGAAAGCGCCCUCUGGCACAGAGGUUUCAUUUAUACCCGCAAUACAUCCUGGGAUUCACCAUCGCCUGGCCGGCAAUCGCUGGCUGCGCCGCGAUCCACAACCAGAAGCUCUCAUUUGGGGAAAUAGCCCAUCACUGCCUCCCCCUUUGCACCAUGAUCUUCUUCUGGACCCUCUACCUGAACACAGCGUACAGUUAUCAGGAUGUUGUCGAUGAUCGCAAAAUGGGGGUUAAUUCCUUCUACAACCUUGCUGGAAAGCACAUCCACCUUUUCCUGGUCAUGCUUGCCACCACGGUUCUGGUUUGUAUUCCGCUUUUUCUCAGGACUCUCGGCUCUCUUUGGUUGUGGGUUACCUGGAUGGGUGUCUGGACCGUGUACCUUAUGAGACAGCUCCUUCGGUUCGAUGGGUCCCAACCCACCAGCGGAGGAACGUUGCAUAAGGAGAAUUUUCUUCUUGGGGUCUGGACGGUGGCUAUCUGUAUGGUUGAGGUCUUUCUUCGCGCAGGAAAUGCUCCAAUGCACAUUUCUGUGUUUGCUUAA